Messenger RNA from Bombyx mori (domestic silkworm), 2857 nucleotides. RefSeq names its product myrosinase 1. The record is from RefSeq and is a predicted model, not a curated record. The transcript is spliced from 10 exons. The coding region runs from base 1187 to 2689 and encodes 500 amino acids. Lineage: Eukaryota; Metazoa; Arthropoda; Insecta; Lepidoptera; Bombycidae. Gene Ontology annotation, molecular function: beta-glucosidase activity. Gene Ontology annotation, biological process: carbohydrate metabolic process.
CAUGUCCUAUUAUGAUAAUAACAACAAAUAAUUACAGGGCGAUACGGAAUUUUCUUAGUCACAAAAUCACAUCUGUUAAAUGUGAAGGUCGUGUAGUCGCCUGAUGUCGCUCCGGACACCAUCGUGUACACAAAAUGAAAGCACUAUAAAAUAAUCAUAUUUCCUGGUGCCACUGCUGUUUACUAUUCGAGAAAUACAACUCCAUAAUCCAGAGCACUAACUUCAAUAAGGUCAUGCGUCAUGAGAAUCGCCCCAUCGUUGUUGCCGCUGACUACUCCCUGACUCAAGCUCACGCAGGAGUCAAGCAAUUUCUACGCCUUAUACACAUCCUUACGGAUCUAUCCCAUCCACUAUCUCUACUAUUAGACACGUACAGCUCUAGUAUUAGGAGCAAGUUUUUUUUUUCCUACCUAUGCUGAUAGCCCUGAGAGGCUUCACCCCAGCAAGAGCAGUGCUUCGCAGAAUCUACCACCAGAUCGGAAACGCGACCCAGUGAGAGAUCCGGCGAGAAGCUCAGUGGGCUGUGCCUAUGAGUUAAUUCGCCCGUCGAGCCCUUCGUCGCAAGCGACGGGCUUGACGAGGACGGUGACCGGUAGCAAGCUUAGGAACCUUGGUAACCCUACUCGGAUUGGUUGCACGUUGAACUCCUUGCCGAGCUAUCGACGGGCAACAUAUUUAAAAAAAAUUAUUAAUUGAUUUCGAAAAGUAUUUUAACGGUCAGAGAUGAAAUAUUAUUGUACUCGUGUACGAAUUAUUGCACCGCGCUUAGAGCCCCGUGGGUACACCACCGUCGCGUCUUUCUACCACGCUUUUUUUAAUUUCACCUGUAUCUAUACCUCUGUUUAAGUAACGGCAUGUUUCAAGGUAAACUUACAUCAACUUCAAAACACCCCGAUAUAUGUAAUUGAAAAUUGGUACAUAUUUCAAAUGCCCACCCCAAUAUAAUAAUUUAUAGUCACGGACCAGUAUGUACAACUCGCACUUUUAAAAAAAUGUUCGGUUUGCUAUGCAAAGUGUGUAUUUUUUUGAGUUUUAAACAGAACAUAAUAUCGUUUUAGUUUAUAAAUGUUCCUAGCAGUUUAAUCAUGCUGUAUAUAACGCACAUCACAGUUAGGUCUAAUGUCCUAUAAAGGUUAUCGGCAAAGAACUGUCUUCUUAUUACGCUUCGGGUUUCUAAGAAACAAACAUGAACUGUUUAUUGUUAUUUCAUUUGUUAUUUUUGUUUAUAAUAAUUAGUGCGGGACGACGGCGGGAACAACUUUGUUUCCCUAAAGGUUUCAAAUUCGGAGUAGCCACAGCGUCUUUCCAGGUCGAAGGAGCCUGGAACGUGUCUGGCAAAGGAGAGAGUAUCUGGGACCGAUACACCCACGAAUACCCGGAACGUGUCUUCGACCACAGCAAUGCGGAUGUGGCAGCAGACUCUUAUCAUAAUUUCCGACGUGACGUGGACCUCGUCACUGAACUGUCGUUGUCCUUCUACCGGUUCUCCGUGUCGUGGCCCAGGAUACUGCCCACCGGAUACAGCAAUUUAGUGAACGAAGACGGACUCCGGUACUACUCGGAACUAAUUGAUACUUUACACAAAAACAACAUCAAACCGGUAGUCACUAUUUACCACUGGGAUUUGCCACAGAGCCUGCAGGACCUUGGCGGGUGGACCAAUCCAAUCAUAGUAGAUUACUUUGUGGACUACGCCAGGUUACUGUUCACAACGUUCGGCGAUCGCGUCGGCGUCUGGAUAACGUUCAACGAGCCGCUGUCGUUCUGCGGCGCGGGGUACGGCGGGGGGGACGCGCCCGGCGCGGGGCCCGCCGGCUCCGGCCUGCAGGACUACCUCUGCACUCACCACACGCUAUUGGCACACGCAGCCGUCUACCGCCUUUAUAAAGAACACUUUCAGGAUAAACAGAAAGGAAAGAUCGGUAUUACGUUAGACUUUUCCUGGUUGGAAGCUGCUACUACUUCGCAGGAAGACCAGAAGGCUGCAGAGACUGCCAGACAAUUUAUGUUCGGCUGGUUCGCGCACCCUAUUUUCUCCUCAUCCGGCGACUACCCCGCAGAGAUGAAAAGCCGGGUGGCGUAUGUAUCGAGGAAGCAAGGGUUUCCGCGCUCCCGUCUCCCAACCUUCACUCCGCAGCAGAUUCAGCGACUAAAGGGGGCCAGUGACUUUCUCGGUCUGAACCACUACACGACAUACUUGGUAAAUCAAGGUAGCGGCGAGAUCCACACUCAACCGUCUUUCGGUGACGACAUGGGAGUGGUCAUUUCACAGAAAGACGAGUGGCCCAGAACUAACUCUACUUGGCUUAGAGUAGUGCCGUGGGGUUUCAGAAAAUCAUUAAACUGGGUGAAAGACAACUACAACAACCCUACAGUGUUGAUAACGGAGAACGGCGUGUCCCAGGCGGCAGGGCUGCGCGAUACGAAGCGAGUGAGCUACAUCGACGUGUACCUACGAGCGCUCAGCGACGCUAUAUACAAAGACGGAUGCUCGGUCACCGGAUAUACAUAUUGGAGUUUACUCGAUAACUAUGAAUGGAUGAGGGGAUUCUCGGAGCGCUUCGGCCUGUUCGAAGUCAACUAUGGCAGCCCCGCCAGGACGCGCACCGCGCGACUGUCGAGCGACUACUACGGCAGCGUCGCCCGCACCGGCUGCCUGCCCAAGCACUAUGAUAGCUUUUUCAAUUAAAAAUCCCUUACGCCUUCUUGCCCGGGACGAGGCGCCCGUAGCACCCCAGCCCUGUUCACGCCGCGUACGUGUAAUGCUACCUAAAAUCCUACUGUCGCUGUAUUCCGCACCGACUCGAUCAACACUCUUAUGAAAAUAUUUCAAUAAAAAAGACAAUUUAAAAAAAAA